UUUGGCGUUGGAAGCGCAGACGCACGCAAAAUGCGAGCACACAAAGUUUGGUGACAUUUAGUAACUGGAACACUUUCAUGUAUACGCAUUAUCCAAACAUUUCUACAGAGAAGUACUAUCGCUUCAUAAGGAUCUUCGUUCAUAAGGAACCUGGCUUUCAGAAGGAAUUCUAUUCUUUUUCAUCGUGUUUUUAUUUUUGACUCCGUGUUUUGAAGGUGGAAGAGUUCUUUCGUUAAACAUGUUUAUUAUUCUGUUUACUUUGUUCCUCUGUUGCUUUGGGAUGUAACAAGGAAGAUUUUUUAUUUUUUUUAUUUGCCAUAAAAUACAGUUUUUGUUGUUGUUGUUGUGUGUGUGGUUUUUUUUUCUUUCUCUCUUUUUAUUUUUAUUUUUUAUUUAUUUUUUUUGAUGUCUUUUUAAAUGGUAUGAUUUAUCCUUUGAGUUUCCAAACAAACAUUUUUAACAGUCAGGCUUUUUUUAUGUAUUUUUUUUGUGAAAUCACACUGUUGCUUUUCUACCCGGCGCCCCAAAGCUUUUCUUGGAGCUGGAGUUGUUUAUAGCAUCAAUAUCACGUAACGCUGCAUAUGGAUGCACAUGUGUUUUUUAAAUCAUAGACAGUAAGUGGCACUUGAACCCUGCGAUGCACAAGUCCUGCCUCACCGUACUUCUGGUGCUGCGCGGACUCAUCAUCUGCGUCUGUUCCAGCGAUGAGCACCCUGGACUGUACAAGGACACAACUGUGAUCUCAGAUCCAUGUCUGAAAGUGAGCCCUCCAUGUAUGACAGAGGCUGACCGCUUCAGCCUGGAGGCUCUUCAGCACAUCCACAGAGAGAUGGAUGAUGAUCAGGAUGGAGGCAUUGAGGUGGAGGAGAGUGUUGAGUUCAUCAUUGAAGAUAUGCAGCAGCAACAACAGGCAAACAAGCACAGUAAACUCCAUCAAGAGGACCAGCAUAUCACUUUGGAGGAGCUUUGGAAAGGCUGGAAAUCUUCUGAGGUUCAUAACUGGACUCAGGAGGAUGUCUUGAGGUGGCUAAGAGAGUUUGUUGAGUUGACUCAAUAUGAAAAGGGCUUCAAAGAGCUGCAUGUCAAUGGGAACACCUUGCCCAGAAUUGCUGCCAAUGAGCCAUCAUUUAUGAGCACUUAUCUGAAGAUCCAGGACCAGCAACACAAACAAAAACUCAAGCUCAAAGCUCUGGAUGUAGUGCUGUUUGGCCCACCUACACGACCCCCACACAACUGGAUGAAAGACCUGGUUCUGAUAGUGUCAGUAGUAAUGGGUGUUGGUGGAUGCUGGUUUGCAAAAGUACAGAAUAAAGCAUCUAAGGUACAUAUUACAAAGAUGAUGAAGGACCUGGAGAGCUUGCAGAGAGCUGAACAAAGCCUCAGAGACUUACAGGAGCAGUUGGAAAAGGCCCAGGAAGAGAAGCGCACCGUGGCAGUAGAGAAGAAGAAUCUAGAGGAAAAGAUGAGGAAUGAGAUUCAGGGCGCUCAGGAAGAGGCCAACCGCCUGCACAAACUCCGAGAUGGAGCAGUGAGUGAACUCAGCCGUCUUUGGUAUGCAGAAGAAGAGCUCGGACAGGUGCGUAAUGCAUUGAAGAGGGCCGAAAAAGACAUGCAGUCCCUCUGGUCAGUUCCUGAAACUUUGCAGCUGUGGCUACAGCUCACCUAUGAGGUGGAGGUCCAGUACUACAAUGUCAAGAAGCAAAGUGCAGAACAACAACUCGUUACAGCUAAAGAUGAGGCUGAGAAGAUCAAGAAAAAAAUGAGCUCUGUGUUGGGUACACUACUUGUUGCUCACAGCUCCUCAUUGGAUCAAGUGGAUCAGAGAAUUCUGGAGGCCAAGAAUGCACUAGCAGAGGUGACUGCUUGUCUACGGGAGCGUCUGCAUCGAUGGCAGCAGAUUGAGAGCUUGUGUGGUUUUCCUGUGAUGAAAAAUGCAGGCCUACCCAGUCUCUCUGCUUCACUCUACCCAGACCCCAACUGGAUGCUAAUGCCCCGGGCUGUAAUUCAGUCCUAUCAAGUGCCUGUUUCGGUGGAGGACAUGGAGAAAGAAAUGCCGCAGAUUAUACCUAAGAUUCCUGGAACAGUUUCACCUCUGAAAUGUUCCCCACGAUCUCUGGUAUGCUCUCGCCGAUCUGGGCAUAUUGUGCCAUCACCUGUCAUCGUAUCUCCUGACCCAGACCUCCUGAUUCCCAUACGAACUCCAGUACGCCGAUAUGGAGAUGAAGAAGAAGAAGAGCAUAUCAAAUUCUCCCCCCUUGUGAGACAAGACUCUAUGGAAACAUCUUCAGAUCCGGAUUCUAUCGGGUCCUCCAUCAACAGAAUGUACAGCACCCUUGAUGUUUCUACUCGAAGAAAAUACAUUUUCUCUGACAAAAUGCCCCGAAAGAUCUCCCUGGAUGAACAAGAGGACAUCCCCUCCCGCAAGAUCUCGGAGGAAGAGAUGGAUGAAUCUUUGGUGAACACUUUAAGGAAAGUUUCACGAGACGAACUGGACAUCAAUACUCCAUCAAGAAAGACAUCUAGAGAUGAACUAGAGGCCACUGUGGACCAUCCUAAACAAUUAGGUAGAGGAGAAAUUGAAGCUAGCAUCGAUUCAAGGAAAUCACCCAGGGAUCUACCUCUGGAUUCCACAAUGAGGUACUACUCUACAGAAAAGAUGUGUCCAGCGUUCAGCAUGGAUACUCAGAGACAACGAUCGCUCAGAAAAGAUCAUAUGGACAGCAUUUCAAGAGUGAUACCAAAAGCAGAGCUCAAUAAAGAUACCACAAGAUAUUCAGAUGCCUUAAUGAACACUUCCAUUAAACGCAAAGAAAACCUGGAUUUUCCAACCAAUAUCCAGCGAGGAAGAGUGUUUAGGGAAAACUCCUUUGAUGCCACCUUUGAUAGUUCAGUGGAAAGCUCUAAACAAUUAAAAAUGGUAGGCAAAACAUAUUCAUCCAAAGACAUCCCUUCACGAAUGACGGCACAAGAUGAAUUUGAUGUGCCCACGGAUUUCGAAAGACAGAAAAUAAGAGAUAUUUCAAUGGAUAUGGCUACAAAAAACAUACUGAAAGAGGAGUUUGAGAGAAGCAAAUCCUUUAAAGAGAACAGAGAAAUCCCCUCAAAAAAAAUCUCUCGAGAUGAGCAAGAUAUAGCAAUGGAGACACAACGAAUACAACGCAAGAUAGACAGCUCUGUGGAAACUCCCAUUGGUAAAAUACAGAGGGAGAUGGUGGGUCUAUCUGUGGAGGCUCCAAGGUGUAAGAUAUCUCAGGAAGAAUUCCUGGUUACAAACCCGCCUGACCUUACCGUUUGUUCCGUGAUGCUCUGGAAACCAGCCUCAGACUCGCUCAGCACACUGGUGUAUGACGGCAUUCUAGACAAGUCCAACGAAAACCCUCUCAUGCCUAGUCCUGGCGAUCUCAGUCAUGCGUCUUCAGUGUCUUGCUCUUCCCAAAGCCUUCUCGGAAAUGAAGGUCAAUCUGCAAAUUUGUCUUCUUCAGAAUCUUGUGGUAGAGACAAGGGCAAGAAAUCUUCAAAGCUCAAGAAUAUAUUCAAAAAGAUAAAGGGAAAGGAAAAAGAUAAAGACUCAUAAAGGUCAACGACAAGUAGGAAUUCAGACACUUUUUAAAAAGGCUCUUAUAAAAUGUAGAAAGCUGCCUUGUAAACUAGAACAUAAGCAUAGCUAAACAUGCUGAAUGAAGUAACCUUGGAUUUUCUUGCAAAAGGUUUUUCUUCGAUAAGCAGGGCCCUCAGCUAAAUGGAUGCAAUCUUGUGAAACAAAGAGCAGAACUGCACUUUUGCAACUUGGAUUCAGAGAUACUGUAUUACAUAAGGCGUUAUGUCCAGAGAUAUUAAUUGCACAUUUUUCUUUCUUUAUUGUGGAUCUAUUCAUCAUUUUAAAUAAUUUGCAAUGACAUGGACAUGUGGGGUUUUUGCUCAGAUGAACUGAGAUUUUUGCAUAUUAACAAAUCAUGUAGCAUUGAAGACACAAUCACAACAUGCUCAACUUAUUUAUUAUUUAUUUGAUUUACCAACCAAAUAACUACUAAAGGUUUCCUAAGAUACUGUAUUUACAACAGGACUAGCAACAUGUGUAUAUAAAAAUAUGAGCCUAUUAUUCAUAAAUGUGUUUCAGUGUAUUGGGUUUGAUCCUAAAUGGAACAAACCUCAGAGUCACCUUUCAAAAGAGACCAAAACCAUGCAUAUACUCCAAAUGGUUCAAGAACAGCACACAGUUUACUUUGGGUAUGCCUUUUAGGCAAAUUUUACAGGAAUGCUAAGGGGUUAAUCAAAAUGUUGAUUAAACCUUGCUUGAAAUGUGCAUUAUAGCAGUCUGGGGUUUACAGAUUUUAAUCACCUUGAAAUUAGCCAUACAAAAUGUCUAGGCUGCUACAAUGAACACUUCAGAGGCAAAGUUAGUGUCUGGAUUUGUCCAAAUUUGCAUGACUAAAAUGACAAUAUCUGUGAAUAUUUUAGAUAAAGAAUUUGAUUGAAAAUGUUUCAAACAUAUGAUCUGAAGCAACAGCAAAUAAACAAGAUAUUCACAAACAAAGCAGUAGGCCUAUUUGUGUCCAGAGAUAUAGGUGGAAGUUUUAACCACAACAUAUACUCAGAUUUUUUUUUUUUUUUUCUCAGUUGUCUGUCAUUAUUUUUAUGGAGCAAUCGCUUUUUUUUUGCUAAUCUAAGUAGAGGUUGAAUUAAAAAGCUCGUAGUCAAAAGUUUUUUCUUACCAAUUUUAGAAAUUUUUGAUGUUAUCAAAACGGGGUUUUCCAGUAUCUUUUGACGAUUUGGUGCUGCAGGUUCUUGUAAAGUGGUAAAUCAUUUGAUGUUGAACCACAAAUGUUUCCAGUGGUUUUUACUGUUUUGUUUAUUUUUAUUUUUUUGGAGAAUUUUCUGUUUAAUUUUAUAUGUGUGUGUGUGUGUGUGUGUGUUAAUAUAUAGCUGUAUUGACUUCAUUAUUAUUAUUAUUAUUAUUAUAAACAAUUGCAUAUUUGAGGUCAAAAUUUUUAACCUGCGGACACUGUUUUUUGAAACUACGAAUUCAAGUAAGCAUGUUCAAUUGUUUCCAACCAACCGGAAAACCACAACUUUCAAAUCUCACUUCACUAGUGCAUUUAGAGCUUGCUUUGUUUAAAUGACAAACCUGAAUAUGUGGGUAGAGGCUAUGGUUAUGGAAACAAGCAAUCGUACGUGUCAUCAGGCUGCAGAGCAAUACACAUCACAAGCAAAAACAUUCUCAUAAAAACACAUACAAAACAUGCUCACAUUCAACUAAUUCAGAUAUUUAGCGGCCAAAGCAAACGUUCUGAUCUUCACUGAAGAAAGAAUUAUCACUAAAGUUCAGAGAGUUUUAGGAAGUGACUGGUAUAACAGGAUGUAACAGUAGGCUUCCUGUUAUGGCCUGCUUUAAUGUUACCACUGAAAUUCUGCUAAGGGCUUUUAUAAAAAAUUAAAUCUCAACAUGUUGUCACUAGUUACAGUAUAUUAAUUCAGCUUCAGUUAGACAUGAACUGAUUUGCACAAAUGUGAUGUGCUGACAACAAUAUAACAUUUGAUGCAUUUUAAAAAUUGUAAAGAUCACUUAAUAUUAGAAUGAAAGUGUAUUUUUUUUACUUUAAGAGUUUUUUAAAAUUAAACUUUCUUUGAGUUUAACAACCAGAUGUGUACUAAUUCAAAUACUAAUAAAUUUGAUAAAACUCACAAUAUAAGCAAAAGAAAAAAUCCCCAACCUUUAAAGAUUUCAAAGCCCUUUAUCAGAAAUCCCUCCCACCACAGUCAGCCAGGCGACAUUUACAUUGAAGACCCUUUGCUUUUAUCUUAUCAGUCACCCAAGAUGGAGCGAGCAAUAGUUAUUGUCGUUGCACUUGUAUGUGUUUUGUUCUGUGAACAGCAGAGAGUCUUUGGGGCAGAAGUGAACAUGAGAGUUAAAGCAGGAGACAGCAUCACUCUCUACUCAGACUGUGUCAUACCAUUAGGAUCGCACAUUUUUUGGUGGAGAAACUGCUCACAUGAGCAUCAACCAUCUCUGUUAAUAGAGGCUGACAACCUGUUCCAGGGGACAUUUCCACGUUUUAGUUUUGUGCUCAACAGCUCCAGUAACUCCUAUGAUCUACAUAUUACAAACAUCAGCAUCUCUGACGAGGGACUGUAUUAUUGUGCAAUAAAAGAAAGGAAAGUACAUGAUAUACACAACAUCGUAGGAUCUGAGUACCAGUAUGGAAACAGAAAGACUCGUCUUUCUCUCUUGGAGACAGCGUCUCCUCAUGCUGAGAGGUUUAACAGCACCUCCACACCUCCUGUAUCAGACCAUUGCUGGAAUCCACUGUUCAGUGUGUGUCCGGUGUGUGUUCUCCUCUGCUCUGUCUGUGUUUUCUGCCUCUGUCGGAGGAAAGCUACAGUUGCUGCAGCAACACAGACUGAGAACAGAUAUUAUGAGAGUGAAGAUGAAGUGUGCUAUGCCUCAUUGAACACACUUUCCAUGCUGAAGAAAAAGACAUUGCAGAAUUCUGAUUUGUGUACUUACACUGAGGUCCAAACCAAAAGAACAUAGAGGAUUCUAGAACUCACUAAGGCUUGAAAUAUUUAACCCUCGGUUGUUCUAAACCCUGGAAAACGCAAUCAUGGCUCCUUGCUUCACAUUUCACACUUUUCAUUAUAAUUAACCUGGGGAUAAUUAAUCCUGGGUAUUCAGAAACAGAAA
Messenger RNA from Cyprinus carpio (common carp), 6682 nucleotides. Its product is annotated as stromal interaction molecule 2-like. NCBI's taxonomy places the organism in Eukaryota, Metazoa, Chordata, Actinopteri, Cypriniformes, Cyprinidae. The record is from RefSeq and is a predicted model, not a curated record. Gene Ontology annotation, molecular function: calcium ion binding; protein binding; calcium channel regulator activity. Gene Ontology annotation, cellular component: endoplasmic reticulum; plasma membrane. Gene Ontology annotation, biological process: activation of store-operated calcium channel activity; intracellular calcium ion homeostasis; store-operated calcium entry.